GGAGACUGAGCGCCAGAGAGGAAACCGGUAGGAAGGGGAGAUUGAACAAAAGCCUCGGAGCCCCAGCAGAAGGCGUCGGCGUCCCGUGCAGUCGCGCUUUGCACCAAGGUAGCCAUGUCUGCCAAAGCUAUUUCUGAGCAGACCGGGAAGGAGUUCUUGUAUAAAUACAUCUGCACCUCGUCUGCCAUCCAGAACCGCUUCAAAUAUGCCCGGGUAUCACUGGAGACUGAUUGGGACCAUCUGAUCCAAGAUCAUCCCUGGCUUUUGACUGAGCGUCUCGUGGUGAAGCCUGACCAGCUGAUCAAACGACGUGGCAAGCUUGGCCUAGUAGGGGUAAAUCUUGAUUUGGAUCAAGUGAAGGCCUGGCUGAAGCCGCGGCUGGGUCAUGAAACCACAAUUGCCAAAGCAACAGGCAUCCUAAAGAACUUCUUGAUAGAACCUUUCGUUCCACACAAACAGGCAGACGAAUUCUAUGUGUGCAUUUAUGCUGCCCGUGAGGGAGACUAUGUACUGUUCUACCACCAAGGGGGUGUGGAUGUGGGGGACGUGGACGCCAAGGCUCAGAAGCUGCUGGUGGGAGUGGACAACAAGCUCGAUGAGUCAGCUAUCAAGAAGCACCUCUUGGUGCAUGCGCCGCCUGACAAGAGAGAUGUCUUGGCAAGCUUCAUCUCCGGCCUGUUCAACCUCUAUGAAGACUUAUAUUUUACUUAUCUGGAAAUCAAUCCACUAGUCGUAACCGCAGAUGGCGUUUAUGUGCUAGACCUGGCAGCAAAGAUUGAUGCAACAGCUGACUAUAUCUGCAAAGUGAAAUGGGGCGAUGUGGAGUUCCCCCCUCCUUUUGGAAGAGAGGCUUAUCCAGAGGAAGCCUACAUUGCUGACCUAGAUGCCAAGAGUGGAGCCAGUUUGAAGCUGACGAUCUUGAAUCCAAAGGGCAGAAUUUGGACCAUGGUGGCUGGAGGCGGAGCAUCCGUGGUGUACAGUGACACCAUCUGUGACCUUGGUGGGGUGAACGAACUGGCCAACUAUGGUGAAUACUCUGGAGCUCCUAGUGAGCAGCAGACCUACGACUAUGCCAAGACCAUCCUGUCUCUUAUGACCCGGGAAAAACAUCCAGAAGGCAAAAUCCUGAUCAUUGGAGGAAGCAUCGCUAAUUUUACCAAUGUCGCUGCCACGUUUAAGGGGAUUGUUAGAGCUAUUAAGGAUUACCAGGGCCCCCUUAAAGAGCAUGAGGUGCGGAUCUUCGUAAGAAGAGGUGGGCCAAACUACCAGGAAGGCCUGCGUGUCAUGGGGGAAGUAGGAAAAACAACUGGCAUCCCUAUCCACGUCUUCGGCACAGAGACCCACAUGACUGCCAUUGUUGGCAUGGCGCUGGGACACCGGCCCAUCCCCAACCAGCCUCCCACUGCAGCUCACACGGCAAACUUCCUCCUUAAUGCCAGUGGCAGCUCCUCGACUCCAGCACCAAGCAGGACAGCAUCUUUUUCUGAGUGCAAACCCGACGAGCUGGCUCCAGCCAAGAAAGCCAAGCAGGCAGCCCCUUCUGAUGCGUCCACAUCUUCGAGACCUGUUCAAGGUAAAGCUACCACCUUGUUCAGCCGUCACACCAAAGCGAUUGUUUGGGGGAUGCAGACUCGGGCCGUGCAAGGGAUGCUGGACUUUGACUACACCUGCUCCAGAGAUGAGCCUUCUGUAGCUGCCAUGGUCUAUCCAUUCACUGGUGACCACAAACAGAAAUUCUACUGGGGCCACAAAGAGAUUCUUAUCCCUGUCUUCAAGAACAUGGCAGAUGCCAUGAGGAAGCACCCAGAAGUGGACGUGCUGAUCAAUUUUGCAUCCCUUCGCUCAGCAUACGACAGUACCAUGGAAACCAUGAACUACCCGCAGAUCCGUACUGUGGCUAUCAUUGCUGAAGGGAUCCCAGAGGCACUGACCCGCAAAUUGAUCAAGACAGCAGAUGAGAAAGGAGUUACAAUUAUUGGCCCUGCAACGGUAGGUGGGAUCAAGCCGGGCUGUUUUAAGAUUGGAAACACAGGUGGAAUGCUGGACAACAUCUUGGCAUCUAAGCUAUACCGCCCAGGCAGCGUAGCAUACGUUUCUCGUUCAGGAGGAAUGUCCAAUGAGCUCAACAACAUCAUCUCCAGGACCACAGAUGGGGUCUUUGAAGGCGUAGCCAUUGGUGGGGACAGGUAUCCUGGUUCUACUUUCAUGGAUCAUGUUUUACGUUACCAGGACACUCCAGGGGUGAAGAUGAUAGUGGUGCUCGGAGAAAUUGGAGGAACAGAGGAGUACAAGAUCUGCAGAGGGGUUAAAGAAGGCCGGAUCACUAAACCUGUGGUCUGCUGGUGCAUUGGGACCUGCGCUACCAUGUUCUCCUCAGAGGUCCAGUUUGGUCAUGCAGGAGCUUGCGCCAAUCAGGCAUCCGAAACGGCUGUGGCCAAGAACCAAGCACUCAAAGAAGUGGGCGUUUGUGUACCUCGGAGUUUCGAUGAGCUGGGUGAUGUGAUUCAAACUGUGUAUGAAGAUCUCGUUUCCAAGGGUGUGGUUGAGCCAGCCCAGGAGGUGCCUCCCCCUACUGUGCCAAUGGAUUACUCGUGGGCAAGGGAACUUGGUUUGAUCCGGAAACCGGCUUCCUUCAUGACAAGCAUUUGUGAUGAGCGAGGCCAGGAGCUAAUCUAUGCCGGCAUGCCCAUUACUGAGGUCUUCAAAGAAGAGAUGGGAAUUGGUGGUGUCUUGGGACUCUUGUGGUUCCAGAGGAGGUUACCCAAGUAUGCCUGCCAGUUCAUAGAGAUGUGUUUGAUGGUGACGGCUGAUCAUGGGCCUGCAGUUUCGGGAGCCCAUAACACUAUAGUCUGUGCAAGAGCAGGGAAGGACCUGGUCUCCAGUCUCACCUCCGGCCUGCUCACCAUUGGGGAUCGGUUUGGUGGCGCUCUUGAUGCAGCAGCGAAGAUGUUCAGCAAAGCGUUUGACAGCGGCAUCAUUCCAAUGGAGUUUGUGAACAAGAUGAAGAAAGAAGGGAAGCUGAUUAUGGGCAUUGGUCAUAGAGUCAAAUCGAUCAACAACCCAGAUAUGAGAGUUCAAAUCCUCAAGGAUUAUGUGAAGCAGCAUUUUCCUGCAACACCCCUUUUGGACUAUGCACUGGAAGUGGAAAAAAUUACUACUUCCAAGAAACCUAACCUCAUCCUGAAUGUCGAUGGGAUUAUUGGAGUGGCCUUUGUUGAUGCGCUCAGGAACUGUGGCUCCUUUACACGGGAGGAAGCCGAUGAAUAUAUUGACAUUGGUGCACUCAAUGGCAUCUUCGUGCUCGGCAGAAGUAUGGGGUUCAUCGGACAUUACCUAGACCAGAAGAGGUUGAAGCAGGGCCUGUACCGUCACCCAUGGGAUGACAUCUCCUACGUCCUGCCAGAGCACAUGACCAUGUGACAACCCAAGGCAACAAAAUGAGUUGCCUGUACAGAUGAUGAACACUGGCACAGCUUAACAAUAUUGCCAUGACUGAUGUAUGGAAGAGAACAUCAAACUGAAAUCUGUACAAGGCGGCCUCUACAGCCCUAGGGAUCUUAUGAGAAACCAAAACCCCUCGCUAAGUCCUAUUGUAUUUAAUAUGUAAAAGCAGCUGAACUGUGUCUGUCUGCUUUGUGUGAGUGUGUUUAUUUCUCCCCUUCCCCCACUGCUUUUCAGCAGUGUUUUCUGGCCAUGUUUUAAUUUUUUUAAAAAUUAUGAUCUAUGACUUGAAGAACCAGAGAGAGUCCCCGCAUUACAGAAACCUUGAAUGUUUCCUCACAAGAUGUAUAAUUUUGUGAUACAUUUGUCCUUUUUUGACUCCUUUGUGUUAAUCUUCAGUCUGAUUGUGUUUUCUGGUCAGUGGACUUACUGCUGCUUUAAUAAGCCAUUCAGAGUCUGGUGUAGUAAUUUUAAAAUGUAAACUUGUAACAUAGACUUUUGUUUAAAACUGUGAAACUUACAUUUAUUCCUUUAUCUGUAUUUAUGCAGCUGAGAUUUUUACUUACUACAAAACCCUCCACAAACCACAAUUCUGCAAAUUCUGGCCUUUUGAGUAUCUGUGUCUUUGUAAGACCUGUCUUCUCUGGGGCCUGUAACUUAUACCCAGUUUACUUGCUUGCAUCUUAAACUCAUAAUAAUAGUCCUGUUUUAUCUGUCCUCUGUAUCACUGUAACUAGUCUCAAAUAAAUGGUACAACAACCUUA
Messenger RNA from Eublepharis macularius, 4205 nucleotides. It is a transcript of the gene ACLY, whose product is annotated as ATP citrate lyase. Gene Ontology annotation, molecular function: ATP citrate synthase activity. The transcript is spliced from 29 exons. Gene Ontology annotation, biological process: citrate metabolic process; tricarboxylic acid cycle; fatty acid biosynthetic process. The record is from RefSeq and is a predicted model, not a curated record. Bases 115 to 3420 code for a protein of 1101 amino acids. NCBI's taxonomy places the organism in Eukaryota, Metazoa, Chordata, Lepidosauria, Squamata, Eublepharidae. Gene Ontology annotation, cellular component: cytosol.